This is a messenger RNA of Pantherophis guttatus, 2593 nucleotides long. Its product is annotated as armadillo repeat-containing protein 12. NCBI's taxonomy places the organism in Eukaryota, Metazoa, Chordata, Lepidosauria, Squamata, Colubridae. The record is from RefSeq and is a predicted model, not a curated record. Gene Ontology annotation, cellular component: nucleus.
UCAGGGCAGGGUUCCACCAGAUUUCCUGGAAGUUUAAAGCAAUAUGAAGUACAAUGAGCUGAUAACUACUAACAACAUGGUAACUGCAGCUACCGGAGCUACAGCCAUCUAUUUGGUGUCGAAGGCCCUCCUAGCAAUUCUAAGAAGCCCCCCCUACAGCCGUGAUUCACUGAACUUUGCCAGGUUAUCUACAGACUCUUUCUAUACUCCAUCUGUAAAAGCAAGCGUUCCAGGAGAGCUCAGUCGGCUUCUGAUGUCCCUCAGUCCGAGCCUAGAUGAUGACACCAAGAGGAUGACACUUCAUAAUAUUGCUCAGUGUAUCUACUUGAAGGAACCUGAGGCAAGUGGUUGCACCAAUGAUGACAUAAAAUUAGUGGCCUCUUUCCUGGAUGAUACGGAUAAAGAAACUAAAACUGAGACCCUGAAUGUCUUCAAAGCUUUCGCUACCAUCUGGAAGUUUAAAAUCAAAAUCCAGGAAUACAUCCCCCAAAUUAUCGAGAUUGUGACAAGCAACUGGGACAACAAGAUGCAACUUGCUGGUUUGCAGCUGCUGAAUGGGUUGCACUUACCAGAUUACACACACACAUUAUUGACAACGCGGCUUACAAACUUUAUGGACAUUCUGCUCACAGCAAACACCCCGACCAAGAUACAAGUCCUCAAAUUUCUUGGUACACUCAUUGAAAAGGAAGACUUGCUAUAUGACAUCCUGAAUUGUCAGGUGCCUGCUGACUUCCUGAACCUCUUCCAGACAUCUCAACCUGGGAAUCUGCUUUAUGAGAUGUUAGUAUUUGUGGAACGACUUAGUGAAGGGCGCCAGUCUCCGCAGUACCAGUCAAUGCACUGGGACUAUAACAAAAACUCCCUCCAUGAAAUCAUCUUUGGUGACAAUUCCCGCCUUUCUGAGCGCUUGCUGGCUCUUAUUGUCCAUCCUGAAGAAGAUGUGCAGACUCAGGCUUGCAAAGUGAUCCUCAGCCUGAAGAUUAACAAGGAAGAAAGCAGGAUCAGUAGUGGACAUAUUCUCGGGUCUGAGCUUAAUGUUUACCCUCUUGAAUCCACCAGAGAAAGCCAGAUUGCCGAUGCCUCCCUUAUUAGCCAGCCUUUAAUCUCAACUACUGAGCCUUCAUCUGAUGCUCCUCACAGUGAAAGUGGUGUCAGCUUUCACCCUCUCUCGGGCACCAAUGAGACUAGUCGUGGCAGCUUUCACCCUCCCCUGGGCACCAAUGAAACUAGUCGUGGAAGCUUUCACCCUCCCCCGGGCACCAAUGAGACUAGUGUUGCCAGCUUUCACUCUCUCUCGGACACCAAUGAGAUUAGUCGUAGCAGCUUUCACCCUCUCCUGAGCACCAAUGAGACUAGUCGUGGAAGCUUUCACCCUUCCCCGGGCACCAAUGAGACUAGUGUUGCCAGCUUUCACUCUCUCCCGGACACAAAUGAGAUUAGUCAUGGCAGCUUUCACCCUCUCCUGGACACCAAUGAGACUAGUCGUGGCAGCUUUCAUCCUUCCCCAGGCACCAAUGAGACUAGUGUUGCCAGCUUUCACUCUCUCCCAGACACCAAUGAGAUUAGUAGAGGCAGCUUUCACCCUCCCCCAGGCACCAAUGAGACUAGUGUUGGCAGCUUUCACCCUCUCCCGGGCACCAAUGAGACUGGCCAAAGCUUUCAUCCCCUUGAGAGAGCUGAUCAUAGUUUCCACCCACUUCCGAAUGCCACUGUGGAGAGCAGUGGUGAGCAUGUCCUGGAGGAACCCAUGGAUACUUUUCACUCUCCCCCAGUUGCUGGGUCAGAAGAAAGUGACAACAGCAUUUGAAGGGGGCAGUUGUACAGAGGAAAAAAGAGACUAAUAAAAUGGGUUGGCAAACAGAGGAGAAUGCCUUUCUGUUUCUCUGCAAAAAGAAGAAAAAUACAAAAGAGGCUGAUAUUCCUGUCUCUCCCAAAUCAGCCCUUGUCUGAACAGUUUAAAAAAUCAGUCCCUUUUCUGUCACUGAGAUGGUGAGUACUGACAGAUGCAAGCAACUUAAACCACUCAUAAAUAGUCUCAAACAGAAACUUUAUUUUUAGUCACCUACAUAUGUUACAAGAAACUCACUAGACUGACUGCAUUUCCUUGAGAACAGACAAAUGAGGCAUUAGGGAUUCUGGGGCAGGUCAGGCCUAUGCUGCUUUCUGCAAUGCAAAGACUCUGAAUUUAUACCCUUCUUAACAUUUCCCUCCAUUCUAGCUGGAGAUUCCACCACAAAUAAUAACCACAUCCUUUCUAUCAUGUAUUGGAGCAUUGUAAACAGCCCUUCAGUGAUUUCCCUCCAAAACUACAUUCAUAUAUUACACCUUGCUAAAAUUUGGUUGGCUUAGCAUAUGGUAGCAAAGUUAAUUGAGCAAAUGCCCUCCCCUUUCAAACUGUUUAAAAUUGCUUAAGAGUUGGAAACAGGAAAAAACCCCAACUGAAGAAGAACUAAUAGAUAAAAUCUUAGAAUGCGCUAAAAUGGACAGAUUAACAAAAGAAAUUAAAGAAAAAGAAGAGACAGACUACUACAGAAUAUGGAACAAAUGGUAUAACUGGCUUAACACCAUCAAUAAAGAAAAAUAAAUGCAA